CAAAUUGAUCACGUCUCUCAGAGUUGUCUAGAACUAAACCAACACUCAUAAACAAACCUGCAACUAGUUAAGAAAUGUCGUCGUCGUCCACUUUUGCCGGGGAUGAGCUCGCUCCAUUCUUCGGCUUUCUGGGAGCCGCAUCCGCCCUUAUUUUCUCCUGUAUGGGAGCUGCUUAUGGAACAGCCAAGAGUGGGGUCGGGGUGGCGUCAAUGGGAGUGAUGAGACCGGAGCUGGUGAUGAAGUCGAUAGUGCCGGUGGUCAUGGCCGGUGUUUUGGGAAUUUACGGCUUGAUCAUAGCUGUCAUUAUCAGUACAGGAAUUAACCCUAAGGCUAAGUCCUACUAUCUUUUUGACGGUUAUGCUCAUCUCUCCUCCGGUCUAGCUUGUGGUCUUGCCGGACUUGCGGCUGGAAUGGCUAUAGGCAUAGUCGGCGAUUCUGGCGUUAGGGCGAACGCACAACAGCCGAAACUUUUUGUUGGAAUGAUUUUGAUUCUCAUAUUUGCGGAGGCAUUGGCUCUUUAUGGGCUCAUUGUCGGGAUCAUUCUAUCUUCACGAGCUGGACAAUCAAGAGCAGAAUAAGGAGAUAUUUUUUGUGUUCCUCUAUUACUACUGAGAUUGUAAUGUUCUAAAAACUGUCUUAAUUAGCUUAGAGAUCGAACUAAUAUAAUAAAGCUUUGUAAUGCUGCUCACUUUUCAUA
Impatiens glandulifera is the source of this 697-nucleotide messenger RNA. RefSeq names its product V-type proton ATPase 16 kDa proteolipid subunit-like. The transcript has 3 exons. Lineage: Eukaryota; Viridiplantae; Streptophyta; Magnoliopsida; Ericales; Balsaminaceae. Gene Ontology annotation, molecular function: proton-transporting ATPase activity, rotational mechanism. The coding region runs from base 75 to 578 and encodes 167 amino acids. Gene Ontology annotation, cellular component: proton-transporting V-type ATPase, V0 domain. Gene Ontology annotation, biological process: proton transmembrane transport. The record is from RefSeq and is a predicted model, not a curated record.